AUGUUAGACACAGAUUCACAAAAUGCUCAUAUCAGCGAAGAUGAGGCCGCGUUGUACGAUAGACAGAUUAGAUUAUGGGGUUUAGAAGCUCAACAACGAAUGCGUAUUUCAUCGAUUCUAAUCAGUGGGAUGCGAGGUUUAAGUAAUGAAAUAUGCAAGAAUUUGGUUCUUGCAGGAAUUGGUGCUAUUACAAUAAUUGAUCAUAAUUUGGUAACGGAAGAAGAUCUUGGAGCACAAUUUUUUGUGACCGAAGAGGACAUAGGAAAGAAAAAGGCAAUUGUCUCGGCGGAUCGUAUUCGUCAAUUAAAUCCUCGUGUCGUGGUGACAGCUGAUGAUGGUGACAUUCUCGCCAAGCCAGAUGAUUUCUUCAAAGCUUUUGAUUUAGUGUGUCUUACGGAUUCUGAUCCUGAUACAAUG
Molecule: messenger RNA, 417 nt
Organism: Scutellospora calospora
Lineage: Eukaryota; Fungi; Glomeromycota; Glomeromycetes; Diversisporales; Gigasporaceae
Source: the annotation of a GenBank genome assembly